Vitis riparia (riverbank grape) is the source of this 2158-nucleotide messenger RNA. RefSeq names its product protein ROOT PRIMORDIUM DEFECTIVE 1-like. The transcript has a single exon. Bases 1 to 1203 code for a protein of 400 amino acids. Gene Ontology annotation, molecular function: RNA binding. Lineage: Eukaryota; Viridiplantae; Streptophyta; Magnoliopsida; Vitales; Vitaceae. The record is from RefSeq and is a predicted model, not a curated record.
AUGGCCACCCACCACAUUUUCAAACGCAUUCUUCUUCAUCCUCCCUCCACAUCCGUCCGAUUCAAAACCACCUCAGUCCAAUAUGUAGCCUCCAGAGCCAGAGAUCCCACAUUCGAGAAGCUCAUGGACAACUACAAAAACCUACUCAAAGUCAUCGCCGUUCAAGACCUCAUCCUUGCAAACCCUAAAAACCCCACUGUCUCCCUCCAAUUCCUCUCCAAUCUCUCCCAAAAACUCCACCUCAACCGCGGUGCUGCCUCCUUCCUCCGCAAAUACCCCCAUAUUUUCCACAUUUUCUAUGACCCAUCCAAGUCCCUGCCCUUCUGCAAAUUGACUGACGCCGCAAUCAAAAUUGCCCGCCUAGAAGCGGCUGCAAUACGCGGUUCGAUGCCCAUUGUGGUGGACCGGUUGGUUCGGCUGCUGUCCAUGUCCACGGUGGCGAGAUCGUUGCCGCUUCGAGCGAUUUUCAAGGUUUGGAGGGAGCUUGGCCUUCCUGAUGAUUUCGAGGACUCGGUAAUAUUGCAAAACCCCCAUCUUUUUAAGCUUUGUGAUGGCAAUGAACCGAAUACUCAUUUGUUGAAGCUUGUAAGUGUAAUUCCUAGUGGUAAUUUGAGGGCUGCAGUUGAGAAUUGGAGGAUUAUGGAGUGUUGUAAGGAGGAUUGUGGUUCUAGUGUUGAUCCACUCGAACUUCGGUUUAGUUUCAAGCAUGGGUUUCCUCCGGGAAUGAGGUUGGGGAAGAACUUUAAGGCCAAGGUUAAGGAGUGGCAGAGGCUGCCGUAUGUGGGGCCGUAUGAGGAAAUGGGGGAGAAGAAGAAGUCUAAGUCUGGAAUCAUGGGGUUGGAGAAACGGGCAGUUGCAAUUGUUCAUGAAUUUUUGAGUUUGACAGUGGAGAAGACGGUGGAAGUGGAGAAGAUUAGUCAUUUUAGGAAAUGGUUUGGGAUUGAUUUGAAUAUAAGGGAUUUGUUUUUGGACCACCCUGGGAUGUUUUAUUUGUCAACCAAGGGAAAGAGGCAUACGGUUUUUUUGAGAGAAGCUUAUGAAAGGGGUUGUUUGAUUGAUCCAAAUCCUGUGUAUGAUGCUAGGAGGAAGCUUCUUGAUCUUGUUGUUUUGGGACGCCAUGGAUUAUUUUCCAGUGAUUCAACACUCCAGGACAUGGAUAGUUGUGAGGAGGGUAAGUUGCAAGAGGAGGGCGGCAACGGUUGAAGUCAUGAUGACAUCUUACAUGUGACUGGGAGUUACAAUUGUAAAUUGUGGAUGAAGUUUUCAGAUUGGGAAAGGCCCCAGCCUCAGGAUACUCAAUUGCAGGAAGAAGGUUGAAAUUUAUACUAAAAUGAAGUUAGAAAAGCCAAAUGAAGAAGGUUCAAUGGAAAUGUGUGAUUGUCCAAACACGUAUGGAUGGUUUUAUGUAUGUUUGUUGGCAAUGGCAAGGUUGUGACAUUAGAUGGUAACUUAAAUCUCUUGCCAAGGGAAAACCUUAAUUUGUUUACAGUUUCUUUUGGGCUAAAGGUGUUGAAGAUGGAGGAUACACAAUUCCUUUGAAAGAAUUAACUACCAGAUGUUUGUACCAUCUUGAAUUGAGCAUUUAAACUAACCAGGCUAACAAGGCUUUUCCAUUGGUUGUUGAAUGUAUGAAACAAGAACUACUGAUGAUGUAAAAAUGUGGUGGUGGAAACAGAAAGCAGUAGUAAGAUUCUUCACAGGCCUCUCUGUCUGGAACCAUUCUUUAUCAGAUGCUCCAGAGUUAAGCACCUUCUCAACUGAGUACUGUGAUGAAUUGAAGUGAGGCCUUGGGAGAAAAUGGGUCUUGAUCCAGGGCAACUUGAGGAGAUUAAUAGAGGAAGUUCAUAUCCAUAAAGGCAAUGCCGUUGUGUUGUUUCUCUUGGUUCCAAUGUUGAAGGGGGUGGGAAUGAUUUUUCUUGAAUUAAUGGGCCUACCUAAGACUCUGAAAAGGUCUUCUUGGUUUCUGUGGUGAUGCUCAAGGAUGAACAAUGAAGAUAGGGGAUUUCAUUUUUAACAGUCUCAUGGCUAUUAAUUCUCCAAUAUGAUGGUUUUCAGAUUUAUCCUCUUAAAAAUAUUUGAUUUGUGAGGUUGUAAAAAUUGGUGACAUAAGCUUGGAGGUGAGACUGGAUUUCAAUUUAAAUACUUAAUUCUUCUUGUC